Messenger RNA from Macaca mulatta (Rhesus monkey), 579 nucleotides. RefSeq names its product succinate dehydrogenase cytochrome b560 subunit, mitochondrial-like. Gene Ontology annotation, cellular component: respiratory chain complex II (succinate dehydrogenase); membrane. The record is from RefSeq and is a predicted model, not a curated record. Gene Ontology annotation, biological process: tricarboxylic acid cycle; mitochondrial electron transport, succinate to ubiquinone. Gene Ontology annotation, molecular function: electron transfer activity. Lineage: Eukaryota; Metazoa; Chordata; Mammalia; Primates; Cercopithecidae.
UGGCCGUUGGUGAUGAGCUUAAUCUUCAGCUCCUCUCGCCUCCUAGGCGGCUAGAAGUUCCAAUCCUCUAAUCAUGCCUUCAUCUUUCCGGUGACCAGACUUCCGUCCAGACCGAAACCCAAGAUGGGUGCACUCUUGCUGAGACAUGUUGGUCGUCAUUGCCUCCCAGCCCACUUAGGCCCUCAGCUCUGCAUCAGAAAUGCUAUUCCUUUGGGAACCACGGCCAAAGAAGGGAUGGAGUGGUUCUGGAAUAAGAACAUUACGGGUUCAAACCGUCCUGUAUCUCCCCACAUCACUAUCUACAGUUGGUCUCUUCCCAUGGCGAUGUCCAUCUGCCACAGCGGCACUGGUAUUGCUUUGAGUGCAGGGGUCUCUCCUAGGAAAAGGCCUGAAGAUUCCCCAGCUAUACCAGUGUGGAGUGGUUGUCCUUGUUCUUACUGUGUUGUCCUCUAUGGGGCUGGCAGCCACGUGAAGAACGGAGGUUCCCAGCAUCAUCUUCCUACACAUUAUUACAUUCACCCAUCUUUCUGUUUGUCAUUCUUAUCUCCAGCCUGGGAAAAGUUCUCCUUAUUUGUUUAG